AUGGAACUUCCAACAGUCCCAACGCCAUCCUCCGUGGCUGAGUACGUUAUAUCUGUUCUCCAAGCCUCUGAAAACACGCCCUACAUUGGAGAACCCAUUUCUCAACUCCAACAUUCUCUCCAGUGCGCGGCUCAAGCUGCCUCGGUUUCACCACCCGUGGAUGAAGCCACUCAAAUCGCCGCACUACUUCACGAUAUCGGUCAAUAUGCACCAGCCAAAGACCUGAGCAAACUCACCGGCGGAGAAGCCAAAAACCUAGGCGGACAAGCAGCGGGCACAAGCGUCGGUAGAGUCGGACACGAGACACUGGGUGCACAAUUUGUUCGUGCGCUAGGCUUUUCUGAGAAGGUUGCGCGUCUGGUGGAAUCACAUGUUGCUGCUAAGCGGUAUUUGUGUGUAGUGGAUAAAGGGUAUAUGAGUAAGCUUUCAGAUGCGAGUAAGAAGAGCCUUGGUUAUCAGGGUGGACCGAUGAGUGAUCAUGAGAGGGCUGAGUUUGGUGCUGAUGAGUGGUGUAAGGAGAUGUGCCAAUUGAGGGUUUGGGACGAUGAAGCCAAGAUCGAGGGGCUUGAGGUCAGGGACUUGGAGAGCUGGAGACCGGUGUUGGAACGGCAAUUAGAAGUAAGGAAGGGCAACAUGAUUUAG
This is a messenger RNA of Fusarium subglutinans, 642 nucleotides long. Its product is annotated as metal dependent phosphohydrolase. The coding region runs from base 1 to 642 and encodes 213 amino acids. Lineage: Eukaryota; Fungi; Ascomycota; Sordariomycetes; Hypocreales; Nectriaceae. The record is from RefSeq and is a predicted model, not a curated record. The transcript has a single exon.